CAUGUGACAUUACACAGAGGUUUCAAACGGAAGUGUGUUGUACKGAAAAUGUGGCGCGAGACAUAGCCAAUGUUGUGUGUACAUACACGUUUUCUUUUUUAAAGUAAACUUAAUCUAAAACAGUUCCAUCCACUGCAUUUAUUAUACAAUUUGUGAACUACGUUGUUUUAUGAGACGGGCGGCAUAGGAACCGGCGUUCAUCAAGGCAAAUAUGCCCCGUAGACGACAGGUACGAAAACAUAGUGUGCAUUUGGGGAGRGGCUCUGAUGGGACUGAAGAUUCAGACUCUUCUGCAGAGAGAGAACAGACAAACAGCUCAGAGAGUGAUGGAAACAUGCCRAAGAGAACACGCCUCACAAGAGCAUCACUACGCCUCAGCCAAAGCUCACAAGACACACCAGAUGUGAAGCGAGUCGGCGACCAUGACGAGUCUCCGCCAUUGACGCCCACAGGCAACGCCCCAUCAUCUGAGUCUGAGCUGGACAUCUCCAGCCCCAACGCCUCCCAUGAUGAGAGUGUGGCCAAAGACCCUGCCCUCAGAGACUCAGACAAGGACCUCUCCCACCGGCCCAAGCGCCGCCGCUGCCAUGAGACCUACAAUUUUAAUAUGAAGUGUCCCACACCGGGAUGCAACUCACUGGGACAUCUUACAGGGAAACAUGAACGCCAUUUUGCGGUUUCAGGAUGCCCUCUUUACCAUAACCUCUCAGCUGACGAAUGCAAGGUGAAAGCAACCACUCGUGAGAAACACGAAGAAGAAUCAAAGGUGCAGGAGGAAAGUAACAGACACGCCACACGACAUCAGAUGCCCACAUCAAAACAGACAAGAUACAAAGAGCAGGUGACGGAGAUGAGAAAGGGGAGGAACUCUGGGCUUCCCAAGGAGCAGAAGGAGAAAUACAUGGAGCAUCGACAGAGCCACGGCAACACCAGAGAACCUCUUCUGGAGAACAUCACUAGUGAAUAUGACCUGGAGCUUUUCAGAAAAGCCCAGGCACGCGCAUCUGAAGAUCUGAAAACGCCACAGGAGAAGCUGCGGAUCCAGGGACAGAUCACGGAGGGCAGCAACAUGAUCAAGACCAUCCUGUUUGGACGCUACGAGCUGGACACGUGGUACCACUCGCCCUACCCCGAGGAGUACGCCCGCCUGGGACGUCUCUACGUCUGCGAGUUCUGCCUCAAGUACAUGAAGAGCCAGACCAUUCUGAGACGACACAUGGCCAAGUGUGUGUGGAAGCAUCCGCCCGGAGAUGAGGUCUACAGGAAGGGAGCCAUCUCUGUCUUUGAGGUGGACGGCAAGAAGAACAAGAUCUACUGCCAGAACCUGUGUCUACUCGCCAAGCUCUUCCUGGAUCACAAGACGCUGUACUACGACGUGGAACCCUUUCUGUUCUACGUUAUGACUGAGGCAGACAACACAGGCUGCCAUCUUGUGGGAUACUUCUCUAAGGAGAAGAACUCUUUCCUCAACUACAACGUCUCCUGCAUCCUGACAAUGCCUCAGUACAUGAGGCAGGGCUUUGGGAAGAUGCUGAUUGACUUCAGCUACCUGCUGUCCAAGGUGGAGGAGAAGGUYGGCUCCCCAGAGCGGCCCCUCUCGGACCUGGGCCUCAUCAGCUACCGUAGCUACUGGAAAGAGGUGCUGCUGCGUUACAUGUACAACUUCCAGGGCAAGGAGAUCUCCAUCAAAGAGAUCAGCCAGGAGACCGCGGUGAACCCAGUGGACAUUGUCAGCACCCUGCAGUCCCUGCAGAUGCUUAAGUACUGGAAGGGAAAGCACCUCGUCUUGAAGAGACAGGACCUGAUCGAUGAGUGGAAAGCCAAGGAGACCAAAAGAGGCAGCAACAACAAAACCAUCGACCCCAGCUCGCUUAAAUGGACCCCACCCAAAGGGACAUAGGCUAUAGGCUCACAAGUGAGCUACUUAAUAAACUUGACUUUCUUCUACCACACCUGCCGGGAUAAGAGUCCUAUCAAUACCACAGUGAUCUUUCUUCUGCCGGGAUAGGAGUCCUAACAAUACCACAGUGAUCUUUCUUCUACCACACCUGCCGGGAUAGGAGUCCUAUCAAUACCACAGUGAUCUUUCUUCUACCACACCUGCCGGGAUAGGAGUCCUGUCAAUACCACAGUGAUCUUUCUUCUACCACACCUGCCGGGAUAGGAGUCCUGUCAAUACCACAGUGAUCUUCUAUCCCUAAACCCAUCCUGUAGCUGCCCCUAACUUGUUUUUUUGUGUCUUGAGGAACUCCCUUCCCUUUUUACAUUUCGACCUGUAUUUAUAUUUUAGUAAUAUGUCACCGUGUCACCAUUCAAUCAAUUCUUGGCUGAAAUAUUGUUAAACAAUGAAGGUUACAGAAUUUGAGUUGACUUGUUUUAAAAGAUCCACUUAAAGAUGAGCUAUGAAUGUAGAUYCAUCUCGUCUGAGCUCUGACACUAGUGGAUCACAUGAGUGUUUUUGCUUCUUUGUCCACAAAAAAAUAUAUAGCUCUGACCGGCUGCAGCGUUCCUGGCUAUUUUAUUUCAUUCAACACAGUUGCGGUUGUUUGCGGAGACGAGUACAUUUUUUGGGAUAGAAUAUACAAUAAUCAUCAGCAUGAACUUUGAUACCUUAGAUAUAGCAUUUUGUUUCUUACAAGUAUGAYAUACAGUUUCGUUUUGUAUGGUAGUCCUUUUUGAGUCGAUAUCAAAAUUGUAUAGGUCAUGAAAACAACUUUUUUUUUCUAGCUUUAGUAAUAUUGGAGUUGGUCCCAUUCCUCUUGUGAAUCUGCCAAAUGAAGAAAUAAAAAUAUUACAUACAAGUUCAAA
This is a messenger RNA of Salvelinus sp. IW2-2015, 2808 nucleotides long. Lineage: Eukaryota; Metazoa; Chordata; Actinopteri; Salmoniformes; Salmonidae. The record is from RefSeq and is a predicted model, not a curated record.